GCGGGCGGCUCGCCUCAUUCCGCUGCUUUCUCAGCAUCCAUUCUGUGAGACCCUAUUCCGGAGAGGAGAGGAGAGAACUACAUAACACGCAAACUGGAGAAGAAAAAGAGGAGAAAUCCUCUGAUGAAGGAGGAUAUCGAGGACAGUAACACAUAAUCAGGGCUGACUGGCAUCCACUAUCACCUCUUACAGCUUUGGUCGAGGUGUGUGAAAGUUUCCAUCCGGGGGGACACACUCCCCUUGUUGUGGGGGUGAACAACGGAUUUUCAUUCCUGAAGGCACGAGGAGAGCUGUGAAGACCGGCCGGAUUCAGUUGCAGUGGAGCUGGUAGUGCGCACCAGAAGAGAUCCUACAGUGUCUCUUUCUCUCUUGCGCUCAGUCUCUCACACGCAUUUUCUAGUAGAAUACAUGACAUUAUUUCCCUGUGCUGAGGUGGAAUAUCAGGAGGAAGCAACCCAAAAGAAAUUGUCCUGAACCAGGAAAGUAAAGGAGAUCGGAUUAUGUACAAAUUCAGUGAAGGACAUCCUGUUCACAAAAAGUAAGUUCUAAUCAGAAAAGGCUUUGAAUUCGGUUCUGUUCUGAGAGACUUGAAGGAUUUUUGCCUUUUUUCUUUGUUGUGGAGCAGCACCAAGCUUGUCUCGUGACAGCUUUCUUGAGGACUAUAGGGUACUGGAUGGUAUUUCAAGACUGAAUCUGUGUAGGCACCUAUCCACUCUCCUAGCAGGAAGCAGACAUGUUCUUUGCUUCUGUUCCAGUAUGACCCUGGAGUAAGUGACCUGUGAAUUGAGUCACACUGGGGAUUUUCUAAAGGACUUCCUUGCUUCUGUACCAGUGUAUGGACAUCUGACAUUGGGAAGCCCAGCAGACAAAAGACUGAAAAUAGGCACAACCACAGCAAAAGACGGGAGAAAAGAAUAGGCCAUGGCUGAGGGGAUGAUUGCUUCUCAAAGUGAACCGUGACAGAAUGGUCGACUGUAUGAGCAAAGUCAUGCUGCACACGGUCGUCUCAUGCUGGCAGCCAUUCCUGGGACUGGCCUUCAUGGCUGUCUUUGUGGGUUCUACCUUGGGAUGUCCCUCGCGCUGUGAGUGUUCAGCGCAGAGCAAGGCAGUUGUCUGUCACCGCAAGCGCAUGCCCAGCAUCCCCGAUGGCAUCCCAACUGAAACUAGGAUCCUGGACCUGAGUAAGAACAAGCUGACAAUGAUCAACCCUGAUGACUUUGUUGCCUUUCCUGGACUUGAGGAACUUGACCUCAGUGGAAAUGUUAUCAGCUAUGUUGAGCCUGGAGCUUUUAAUGCCCUGUUUAACAUGCACUCACUCAGUCUGAAGAGCAAUCGUAUCAAGCUCAUUCCUCUGGGUGUCUUCACAGGCUUAACAAAUCUUACCCGACUGGAUAUAAGCGACAACAAAAUUGUCAUCCUCCUGGAUUAUAUGUUCCAGGACUUGCACAAUCUAAAGUUUUUGGAAGUAGGCGACAAUGAUCUGGUUUACAUUUCUCACCGUGCAUUCAGUGGACUUUUAAGCCUGGAGAUACUAACCUUGGAAAGGUGCAACCUUACAGUUGUGCCCACUGAGGCCCUUUCUCACCUGCACAACCUGGUCAGCCUCCAUCUACGAUACCUCAGCAUUAGCACUUUGCAUCCAUACUCCUUCAAAAAGUUGUUCCGGCUGCGACAUUUAGAGAUUGAUAAUUGGCCUUCACUAGACCAUGUUCCAGCUAAUACGCUUCAUGGCCUCAACCUGACGACGCUGUUUAUAACCAACACCAACUUGUCCUCCUUCCCUUACCAAGCCUUGAAGCAUCUGCCAUACCUGACGCACCUCAACCUGUCCUACAACCGUAUCAGGCACAUUGAAGGGGGCAUGCUGAUGGAACUGGUUCGGCUGAGAGAGCUGCAUCUAGUUGGAGCUCAACUGACCACCAUCGAACCGUAUGCCUUUCAGGGCCUGCGGGCUCUUAGAGUCCUUAAUGUUUCUCACAACCGGCUGGACACGCUGGAGAAGGGUGUUUUUCAGUCCCCUGAAGCUCUGGUGGUUCUGCUGAUCGACAACAACCCCUUAGUGUGUGACUGUCGUCUUAUGUGGAUCCUGCAGAAAGGGCACUCCCUCUUUGGGGAUUCGCAGCCAGAAUGCAGCACACCUGAGGGAAUUCGCGGCCGGCCUUUUAAGGAGUUUAAGGAGACUCUCCUAUCUUACUAUGUGACAUGCACCAAGCCAAAAAUCCGCGAGAAUAAAACACAAACAAUUACUGUGGACGAGGGCCAGCAAGCAAUGUUGCGCUGCAGUGCAGAAGGAACACCAAGGCCCACUGUGUCUUGGCUGUCCCCACGUCGACGAGUGCUAACAAGUAGGAGCCAUGGUAGAGUGACGGUUCACAACAAUGGUACACUAGAGAUCAAGUCAGCAGAGGUACAAGACAGCGGAGUAUACCUUUGCCUGGCCUCCAACUCUGCUGGGAAUGCCACCCUGAUGACUUCUUUGGCGGUGAAAAGUCUGGGAUCGCUGUAUGCUAACAGGACCCAGUACUACACAGAUCCCAGUAAUACCACUGCCAAUGGGACGACUGGUGUGACCCUCGGUUUGGACCUUAAGACUAUUUUAGUGUCAACGGCUAUGGGUUGCUUCACGUUCCUGGGAGUGGUCUUGUUUUGCUUCCUGCUUCUUUUCGUUUGGAGCAGAGGAAAAGGAAAACAUAAAAACAACAUAGACGUUGAGUAUGUGCCUCGUUCAAAGUCUAAUGGCACUAACGUUGACUCUGCAGAGGGACAAGCUGGUCCUCGUCGUUUUAACAUGAAAAUGAUGUGACUUCUUUCAAAGAUCCAAGACUGGAUUGUGGAACUGCCCAAAGUACAAUGUAUUUUUUUUGAAAAUAGGAUGACUGGACUGCUCACUGUUGCAGGGAGAGUGUUUGUGAAGAACUUUGGGGCAUCAUAACAUGACAAGCAGUACCUUAAAUCACUGGAUCUUGAUAUAAUGUUUGGAUAUUGUGUAGUAGAACUUAAUUGCCAGCGGGCAACUUCUCGGAUAAGGAGUGGAAACAAUUGCCACCAUGGGGACCUGGACGGGAAUAGGUGUCAUUUAUCAGCUUUUUGAAAUUUAUAUGCCUAAGAAGAACCCUUCAAUUUUGGGUUGGCUCUACAGACUCAGUUGAACCAUGUACAGUACAAAUUUGUAUCUACGCUAUUAAUCUACUUUGUUUAGUCUUGCGCCAUGCUUAUUCACUGAACAAAUCAAUGAAACAGACCAUUAUUUCCUAUGGUCAAUACUUUGCAUAUGUGUACCUAAUGCUUCAUUAUGUACAUGUAUGUACAUAUUCAUUCAAAGGAACUAUUCAUAGCAAUAUUCAUGGGAGGCAUUAGCCAAAAUUGAUAUAACCCCACGUGUUCAGCAAGAACAUUCUUCAGACUUUUGAAGUUUCCAUUGAUUAAGGAAGGGCUUCUCUGGCUGAUGAUCUGUCCCUACUCCCCCAAUUGACUCCUAAAUAUUAAUGAAUAUAUAUUAUUUAUAAACAAAAAUAAAAGAAAAAAGAUUUUAUUUAUUGAAAUUACUAAGAAUUUUACAUUAAAAAAUGGUCCUUAAACACUGUUCAGGAUCUAACGUAACACUUCAAUUAUCAUAAAAAUGACCCAGUGUUGGUCAAAGUACCUACAUGAACCACACUUUCGUCCUAUUUUUGUCUCUUUUUAUUCCUUUAACUGUACCUUUGCUGGUUGGCAAACUACAUGUGUCAAUUUUACUACAGUGACAUUUGCAUCAUUUUCCCCAGUAGAAAUUUGGACUUUGUUGUGGUAGUUCUUCAUUUUGUUGUUGAAUCAUUUAGAUUGUGAAAACUUCAGAAGUAAAAGUUAAAAAAAAAAAAUGUAUGUGAAAUAAAUGAAGAUGUAUUUGUA
Messenger RNA from Amphiprion ocellaris (clown anemonefish), 3888 nucleotides. It is a transcript of the gene lingo2, whose product is annotated as leucine rich repeat and Ig domain containing 2. Gene Ontology annotation, molecular function: protein binding. Lineage: Eukaryota; Metazoa; Chordata; Actinopteri; Pomacentridae. Bases 965 to 2803 code for a protein of 612 amino acids. Gene Ontology annotation, cellular component: plasma membrane. The transcript is spliced from 5 exons. The record is from RefSeq and is a predicted model, not a curated record.